Paraglomus brasilianum is the source of this 1824-nucleotide messenger RNA. Lineage: Eukaryota; Fungi; Glomeromycota; Glomeromycetes; Paraglomerales; Paraglomeraceae. The record is from the annotation of a GenBank genome assembly.
AUGUAUCCUGAUAAAUCUGCUACUAAACUAACAAAUCUUUACUCAGAAGGAUUAAAAGGUCAUUUAGAUUUAAGUAAUUAUGCAGAUUUGGAAGAGUUAAGAUGUGAUAAUAAUCAAUUAACUAGUAUAGAUGUGAGUAAGAAUACUAAACUUAAAAAGUUAAAGUGUUCUAACAAUAAAUUAAAAGAAAUUAAUUUUGGAAAUAACAUUAAUUUAGAAGAGUUAAGAUGUAAUGAUAAUGAAUUAAUUAGUGUUGAAUUUUUCUCUAAACUCUCUUCUUCAAAGAAAUUAACUUUUUUAGACAUCGUCAAUAAUAAUUUCUCAAAACGGACAGAGAUUGUAGAAUCAAGAAAACAAGAAAAUAAUUCAGAAAGUCAAGAUCUAUCUUUUUUAAAGUCCUUUACCAACUUAGAAGGAUUGUAUCUAGGAAAUAAUGAUAAAAAAAGAAUUAAAGCAGGAAAUUACAACAAAUUUUAUGGCUCUCUCGAAUGCUUAAAUAAUUUGGAUGAAUUAAAAAUAUUGGACAUUAGAAACACCGAUAUUGACAGCGGUCUAAGCUACCUAUUAGAAAACAAUAGUCUAAAAGAAAUCUACUGUUCUAGCAAGGAAAGACCAGAAAGUAAAGUUAAUGAAAUAGAAAAAGAACUAAAAAGCAAGUCGAGUGAUUUCUCUUAUUCUGAAAGCGAAGGUCUAAAACUAAAAGAAUUCCGCGGUUCUGAUAAUGAGUUUGCUAAUUUGAAAGAUAUUAUUGAUCCUAUAGAUCUUAAAAGCCUGACUUACUUCAAUAUUACUAAUAAUAAAAUUUCUGAUUCUAAUAUAAAUGUUUUCGAUAAAUUUACUGAUCUAAAGAGUUUAUAUAUUGGCAACACAGAAGAGGGAGGGGGGACAAAUAGGUUUAAAGGUUCUUUGGAGGAUCUAAAAGGCCUAGAAAAGUUAAGUAACAUUAAUAUUAGUAAAAAUGAAAUCAAGAUUGGGAAAUUUUUGAGCAAACAAGGUGCCGAUCGUAAAGAGGAUAAAGAUAGUAUAAAUAGUAUGCUAGGGUCAUUUAAUAAUUUAGAAAGGAUUUAUUAUAAAACUGAUAAAAAUGAGAAAUUAAAAAGAGAAUUACAAAGCUGCUAUAAAGAAGAAGAUGGCUUUUUUGACGUAAGGUUGUUUUUAAAGAAGGGAUUGUUGCAAGGUACUUCACAAAAUACCAAAGUAGAAGCGAUAGUAAAAGUUCCUCUUUUGUCUGGGGGGAAAAGUAAACACAGUGUGAAUAAGAUUAAUGAAAAUUAUAAUGUUGAAGGUGUAAAUUAUAAAAUUAAAGCGGUGUGGCCACUACAGGCCGGGUUUAGUUGGAAAGUUGAUGAGGAAUUGGAAUUAAAUAAGCUUCCACUCAGACUUUGCCAUGUUGAUGAAAAAAAUAGUAGCAAAAUCGAGAUAAAAACAAGAAUUGAUUGUGCGAAAGAUGCAAAGAAAUAUGCUAUUUUGUCUUAUUUUUGGGGUGAAGACACCAAAGAAAAGGGUCACGAGGUUUCUCGAAUGCGAGACUACUAUGGUAAUGCUGCUGUGACUUUGGUGGCGAUACAAGCGGAUAUUGGUGAAGAGGUUAUUAGAGAAUUGACGAAAUCCUUUGAACCAGGGGCAACAUCAAAGACUGGUGAAGAUAACCGUCAUCGCAUAGAUUUAAUCAGAAUAGAAGAAGGUCACGAAAACUUAAUUAUAAAAGAUAAAGAUGAUGAAGUUGAAAAACUAGAAGUUGCAGAAAAACAAUUCAUAAUUGGUCUAGGCAAUCAAGAAAAUGAUGAAUACCAAGCUCAAAUCGAAAUCCCUCCCAAAAAAUAA